This is a messenger RNA of Closterium sp. NIES-65, 4251 nucleotides long. The record is from the annotation of a GenBank genome assembly. NCBI's taxonomy places the organism in Eukaryota, Viridiplantae, Streptophyta, Zygnematophyceae, Desmidiales, Closteriaceae.
AUGGCGUCAGCGCGAGCCUCCUCCCCUCGUUCCUCCGCCAACAUCCCCCCCGGCCCUUCCCCGGGCUGCCGCGGGCCCGCCUCCUGGAUCUCCGCCAACCCCUCGCGCUCCCGCCGCGUGCAUACAGGAUCAACUUUCGGCAACAGCAGCAGCAGCACUGGCAGCAUUGAUUCCGCGUUUGGCGGUUCCCCCACCAGAAGCGGCAGCGGGUUCCCGCAGCCGCGCUCCCCCUCCGCAGUCGGACUCGCGCGGAGCGUCACUUCCCCCAGCAGCGGCCGCGCGUUCUUUGCGCUUAUCUUCGUCGCGGUUGCGCUUGUUAUGGUGUAUAUGGCGGCUCUCCCCACCGUAAAUAGCGGCGGCUGGGCCGCCGAUGGCGCCGCAAGGGCCGCCGUGAGACCCGGCGGGGUUGACGGGGACGCGCUUGGGGAGAUGGUACGGCGGGAGGAUCUAGAAUGGGGGGCCGCGGAAGGAGCGGAGGUUGGCGGGGGAGUAGGCGCAGCAAGCGGCGUAGAACCAGCCGCGGAAGGGCGCGGGGGAAGCAGCAGCAGGUGGGGGGUUUUCUCCUGGGGCGGAGGCGGGCAAAGCGCAGGCGCGGGGGCAGGGUCCGGGACGGGGGGCGAAGCCAGGAGCGCGGAGGCGGAAUGGGCGGCGCAGCAGGCGGCGUUCAAGCAAUCCGCGGAGAGGCUCGCCGCGGACAGCGCGUGGGACGGCGGCGAAUGGUCGAGCUCCGCGUCCGCGCGCGCCUCGCAGUUCCGCUCCGCCGCCGCCGCGGGCGCCGCGCUAGACGCGUCCCUCCAACGCCCGCUCUCCCUCACCUUCUUCUCCGCCCCAAAACCCCAACCCGAAGAGCUCACCCCAGGCAGCCUACAGCAGCAAGCGAUUCUCUCCUGGCUCAGGCUAGAAUCCCCCACAGUGGCAGUCAGCGUGGUACUAUUUGGUGACCCGUCUGACGCGGUUCUGACGUCGUUUGCGGCGCAGUUCCCCGAGGGGCGCGUGUGGGUGGAGCAGGUGGAUGGGAACUUCAUGGGCACGCCCAUGUUCCAAUCCAUGGUGGCUCGAGGGUUAGUCGAGGGCCCCGGUUUGGGUCGACGGUUUGACGAUGGGCGUGGGGCCGGAGCGAGGGGGGGAGGGCGUGCGGGAAGGGGGGAGAGCGGCAUGGGCGCGGGAGGGGGAGGAGGGGAUGGCGGGGUGAUGAGUGUAUCGGUUCUGAUCAAUGCGGAUAUUAUUCUUCUUAAGGAUUUUCCCCUGGCUCUGCGCAAGGCAGCAGCACGCUUCCCGUACUUCCUCCUCACUGCCAUGCGCUGGGACGUCUCCUCCAACCCCUUCACCUUCCACAAGCCCUCCUCCGCUUCCUCCUCCUCCGUUUCCACGUCUAGGACGGAAGACGGGGCGGAGGAGGGGGAGCGCGGGGAGCGAGGGGCGGAGGACGAGGAUGGGGGGGAUGCGGGGUGGGUUCCGACGCUGACGCGGGCGGACGGGCGGAAGGUCAGUGAUGCGGAGGUGGUGGCGUGGGCGAGGGAGGAGGGCGUGUUGCACACGUAUGGCGGGCUGGACCUGUGGGCGUGGAACAACCCUCCCCUGCAGAUCGGGCUCACCUCCAAGCCCAUCCCGCCCUUCACCUUCGGCCGCGGCAGGUACGACAACUGGCUGCUGAGCGAGGCAGUGUCAUCAGGGGUGCGGCCGGUGAUAGACGCCAGUGAUGCACUCACAUCCAUCCACGUCAACCACUCCUACCACCACAUGCAGCGCGGGGACCAGAGCCUUGUUCCAGAGAAGGCGGGCAACUUCUGGUCACUGAACAAGCGCAGCAGCUGGGAGGUGUUCGCCAACAUCCACCUGUCGCAUGUGCACGGCUCGUGGUCCUCCCAGGAGGGCAUGGCGUGGCACGCGCCCUGGAAGCUCAUGCGCUGCGAUGAGCCCGCCUCCGCUCACCUCUGCCUGCUCCGCCGGGUCAAGCCGGGGUCGUGCCGCUGCGAGAGCUCUCCGUUUGUGCACCGCACACAGAGCGAGCCGAAGCUGCAGGGGCGGAAUAUCAUCUGUGGGGUGUAUAACACGGAAGGGAAGCCGGAUUUGCCGGUGAUGAUGCCGCUGAAUACUGCUGCGCCGGUCGUGGGGCUGCCGCAUUUGCUGGAGCAGCUGCUGCCGCAGGUAGCUGAUUCAAGCGGCACGGUCACCAUGCUGGCAGCCACUUUUGACUCCAAGGAGGUCGUUGCCGACUUCGUCUGCCGUGCCGCUCGCCUCUCCACGCGCAACAUCGUUGUCGCUGCUCUCGACGCCGCGGCCUACCGCUACCUCUUCCUGCAGGGCAUUGCCGUGUAUUACCAGGGGACGAAUUUAGAUGGGUACUUUCUCCCUCCAGAGCAGACGGACAGUGGGAAGGGCACCGGUGGGGUAGGGAGUGGGGGAGGCAUGUGGAAGGUGCUUCUGGGGAGGGUGGGCGCGGGGAAGGGGGCGGCAGGGGCGGCCGGGGCGGCGGGGGGAGGUGCGGGGGCGGCGCAGGGGGAGCGUGUGGUGGAGGGGACGAGGGAGUGCUUCCAUGGAUCGCCGUGCUUCUCACGGUUCCUGCUGGCGAAGGUGACAGCAAUAGCAUCAGCGCUGCACCUGGGAUUCAACGUCCUGUGGCUCGACACUGUCUUUGUGGGCUGGCUCGCCAGCCCCUACCCCUACCUGCACGCCCUCCCUGCCAACCACAGCCUGCUCUUCAACCCCCCUCCCCCUCCACCGCCCUCGUUCCCCUCCUCCUCGUCAUCCCUCCCCCGCCGCCACUUGCUCACCACCACCGCUGUCACUGCUGGCUCAGGCAUGACCGGAGCAGCGGCUUCUGCCAGACCAGGCAAGGCUCGGGCAGCGCUAGGCUCGGCAGACUGGCACGGGCGACCCGGUGGGAUCGUGUUUGCGCGCGCUCUCCCCCUCGUGCUAGAGCUGUUUGAAGACAUGGUGGCUCUCCUCUCCCCCCCACCCUCCUCCUCUUCCUCUUCCUCCUCUGCACCACCCACCUCCCCUGCGUCUCACUCCUUUGCUGAGCUCCUCUGUGGGCCUGCUGCUGACUCGUGGACCCCCAACGAUGCUGCUGCUGCUGCUGCUGCUGCUGGCGGUGGUCCUUCCUCCUCCCCGUCUUUUGUGUGCAAGCGAAACGCGGGAGCUCAGCCAAUCUCCGUUGGUUUUUUCGACCCCUCGGGAUUCCUGCAGCCGUCCCCUGCCUGCUCCCCUCCUCCUGCUGCUGCUGCUGCUGCUACCACUGAUGGUGACACCGAAUCCCCUGGAGCAACAGCAGCAGCAGCAGUUGGUGGGAUGCCCGAUAACAUUCCCCAAGGCACAUGGAUAGUCCCUCUAGUGUGUCCCGAGCAGCAGCCGACGCCGCAGCAGCAGCAGCAGCAAAAAUUAGGGGAGGGAGGAAGCGGUGCUGUGACGAUGGCGGCGAUUAAAGCGCGCAUAGACGCCCUUCGACUGACCUCCUACGACCCGCGGUCACGAGUGUGUGCGCGGGCCUGGACGGGGCCCUUCUUGCAAGCCAUGGCUACGGGGAAGAACCUAGGGAAGAAGAAAAAGGCCAAGAUGAGGAUACCCUUCAAAUUCCCCCACCCCUUCCCUUUUCCCCAAUCCAGUAACAUGCUGCUGCGCGCAGUUCUUUCCGCCACCGCCAUCCUCCCCGCGUGUACCCGCUCCCGCAGCGCCAUCGCAGCCUCGUCGAUCCAGUCCCCGUCCUUCCCCGUCGUUUCCGCUCCCGCGCUCGGACCUCGUUCCACUGUCCCGUCGUGGAUUUUUUUUGCUCUUUCGACCGAAGCUUGUUCCGCUAUCCCGACGUGGACCGCGACAGCGGGGACUCGAGCCAUGGCGAGCAAAGCCAAGAAGAAGAAGCAACCAGCAGGGGGCGACGGCGGGGGAGGGAGUGGCGGAGGGAAGUCGGCGACGGAGGGGACUGGCGGAGUUGAAGCGGCGCUUCCGGGGUUUCUGCGCGUGACGGCGAGCGGUGCUGUGUCCGUUGCGAUUCACGCCAAGCCAGGGUCGAAACAGGCUGCUGUGAUGAGUCUAACCGGAGACGCAGUGGGGGUGGCGAUUGAUGCUCCUGCACGGGAGGGCGAGGCAAAUGCGGCUCUACUAGAGUUCAUGGCUGAUGUGCUGGGAGUACGCAAGAGGCAAGUAAGUCUGCAAAUAGGUUCAAAGUCCCGAGGGAAGGUAGUGGUUGUGGAGGGUGUAUCUUCUCAAGAGGUGCUAUUUGCCCUGCAAAAAGCAGUGAAAACCAGUACGUGA